AUGGGUGCCAGUGGCAGGUCCCAAGAAACUCGGCGCUCAGCGCGCGUCCCGCGUCCCGUGUCGCGCAGGUUGGCGUGCGGCGACGUGGAGGGGCGGCUGGAGGCGCUGUUCGCGCGGGUGCGCGCCGUGCAGGCCCGCAGCGGCCGCUUCGAUAUGCUGCUCUGCGUCGGCAGCUUCUUCAGCGCCGCGGCRGCGGCCGAGUGGGAAGAGUACCGGGCGGGCACCAAGACAGCUCCAAUCCCAACCUAUGUGUUGGGUGCUAACGAUGAGGACACCGUGCGCUAUUUCCCGGACGUCAGCGGCUGUGAACUGGCCGAGAACAUCACCUACCUCGGCCGCAGGGGGGUGUUCAGCGGCACGUCUGGGCUGCAGAUCGCCUACCUGAGCGGCACCGAGGCCCAGCACGAGCCCGCGCUCGCCUCCGCCUUCACCGCCAAGGACGCGGCGGAGCUAACAGCGUCCUUGCUGUCAGCCCCCGGCUUCAGAGGGGUCGAUAUACUGCUCACGUCUCCCUGGCCCCGAGACGUGGCCAGGUUCGGCAACAGUCCUGGAGAAAUAGACACCAAGAAAUGUGGCUCUGCAUUGAUAUCUAAUUUGGCUGCAAGUCUCAAGCCAAGGUAUCACUUUGCUGCACUGGAGAAGACCUAUUAUGAAAGAGUUCCUUAUAGAAACCACACAGUGCUCCAAGAGGCCCCACAGCACGUAAGCAGGUUUAUUGCAUUGGCUGAUGUUGGCAACACAAGCAAGAAAAAGUAUCUCUACGCGUUCAGCAUUGUUCCCAUGAGCAAGAUGGACCCUGCAGAGCUGGUGAAGCAGCCCCAGGAUGUCACAGAAAAUCCGUACCGAAAGCUGCAGAAAGAGGCACACAAGGGCAGGACUCUCGUGAGUGCAGAGGAAGAAGCCGCUUGUCAGUUCUUCUUUGAUUUGAACAAGAACCAAGGAAAGAAACGUCCCUCGGAUGGGAAGGAAAGAGGGAACUCGCAGCCUAAGCAAGCUAAAAAGCCCCCGCAGCCAACGGGGCCCUGCUGGUUCUGCCUGGCCAGCCCGGAGGUKGAGAAGCACUUGGUUGUUAGUAUCGGCACGCACUGCUAUCUCGCCCUGGCCAAGGGCGGCUUGUUGCCUGACCACGUCCUCAUUUUGCCCAUUGGGCACUACCAGUCCGUGGUUGACCUCUCUGCCGAGGUGGUGGAAGAAGUGACCAAGUACAAAUCUGCCCUGAAGGACUUCUUCAGAAGCCAGGGGAAGAGAUACGUCCUGUUUGAAAGGAACUAUAAGAGCCAGCACCUGCAGUUACAGGUGAUUCCCCUCCCGCUGAACCUCUGCACUGCYGAAGACGUUAAAGAGGCCUUUAUCACGCAGGCUCGGGAGCAGCAGAUUGAGCUGCUGGAGCUCCCGGAGCACUCGGAUAUCCAGCAAGUGGCCCAGCCCGGCGCGCCCUACUUCUACGUGGAGCUGGACACGGGCGAGAAGCUUUUCCACCGCAUCCGGAAAAGCUUCCCGCUGCAGUUCGGCAGGUAUCGGGGGGGCUGGCUGUGA
This is a messenger RNA of Nothoprocta perdicaria, 1536 nucleotides long. It is a transcript of the gene CWF19L1, whose product is annotated as CWF19 like cell cycle control factor 1. NCBI's taxonomy places the organism in Eukaryota, Metazoa, Chordata, Aves, Tinamiformes, Tinamidae. Gene Ontology annotation, cellular component: post-mRNA release spliceosomal complex. The record is from RefSeq and is a predicted model, not a curated record. Gene Ontology annotation, biological process: mRNA splicing, via spliceosome. Gene Ontology annotation, molecular function: RNA lariat debranching enzyme activator activity. The transcript is spliced from 14 exons. The coding region runs from base 1 to 1536 and encodes 511 amino acids.